GAACGUAAAUAUAAACAAGAUUGAAGUAUAAAAGCUGCUAAACAUGACAAAAUUUAUAUAUUAAAUAAACAUGAGUGAGAAUAUUUCGGACAGCAGUGAUUCCACGGUAUUUACAGUUCUUUGUGUGUACCAAAAUUCCAGUGAUAAAAUAAAGACAAAAGAAUUUUUGGAAGCUUGUUCGGAUGCCGUAUCCAUUAUUGAGAGGUUUGGAAAAGCAUUUGCUCCAGUUGUACUUGAUAUGCAAGGAAAUAUUCAGAAACUGAAAAGAGAACAUGAGAAAGAUGUGACUUCUAAUAUGUAUGUGGAAGACAUGAUCCUCAGAGAAGGAUCUGAAGUUGGUUUAGCAACAGAGGCUCUUAUGUGGUUAAAAAGAGGACUACAUUUCCUUUCAACAUUCUUCACGUUGAUAUUGGAAGAUAGUCAAUCAGAAAAGCCAUCGAGUGAUUUAGGCCCACUUCUAAAGAAAGCAUAUACCGCCACAUUAAAGUCUCACCACGGAUGGCUUGGAGUUCAACUGUUUAACAUACUGUCUCGUUUUAUGCCCAAUAGAAAGCAUUUAAUGUUCACUUUAGCUCUGGAUAAAGACAAUCACGAGCAAAUUGUUAUAAGAGAUAUGAAAGUAUAUACCCAACAUUUUUCGGCAACUAUUCAGAGGCUAAAUGAAUUUUACUAUAGUAAUGGAUUGGAAAUUCGCACUAAUACAUAGAUUUGUUGUGUUGUUAAAUUUUUUUGUUUUAUUUUUUAUAAAGUUUAUUACCUGAUUGUCAAUGUAAUUUUUGUAUUAUGGAUUAUAUUUUUUCCAAUAAAAAUUUUAUUGCUGUCAGGAGUUAAUCCUCCAAAA
Molecule: messenger RNA, 841 nt
Organism: Diabrotica balteata
Lineage: Eukaryota; Metazoa; Arthropoda; Insecta; Coleoptera; Chrysomelidae
Source: the annotation of a GenBank genome assembly